AUGAAGAUGAAUUCCCGGAUAUGGAGCCGCCUGCCGGAGCACCUCCUGGAGCGCGUCCUCUCCUUUCUCCCCCUCAAAACCCUCCUCACCCUCAGAUCCACCUGCAAACACUUCAACUCCCUCCUAUCCUCCCCUCUCUCCGCCUUCUCCUCCCGCCGCCGGCCGCCCCUCGCCUCCCUCAUCCUCCUCUCCCACCCCCAAUUCUCUCGGAUAUGCCCCCUUCUCAACGCAGCAACAAGCUCCUGGAACGGCGCCUCCCUCUCCCUCCCUCCAAAUCUCCCCUCCUCCGCCCUCGUCUCGUCCGCCGGCGGCCUCCUCUGCUUCUCGUCCCCGAGCUCCUCCUGCUUCGUCGUUUGCAACCCCGUGAGCCGGUCCACGCGCCGCGUGAUGUUCCCCAUCUGCCCUUUCCACUUCGAGCUGGCCACGCUGGUCCCCGCUCCCGACGGCUACAAGCUGUUCGUACUGUCCGGCAACGCACUCGUCUACGACUCCACCGCCGAGUCCUGGCGGGAGUAUUCAGGUUACAAUCGGAUGCUCGAGGACAACCAUCAUCAAAAGGGCGCCCUUCACAAUGGUCUCCUUUUCUUCGCCACGCCUGAGCCCUUUCGAGUGGUGGGCUUCCAUUUAGAGACAGGGAACUGGGAAACUUUGCGGGCCGGGCUGCCAGACGAGCUGACUUUCGUCCGCCUGGCGAGUGAUGGGGCCAGCAAGCUGUACCUCAUUGGUGGAGUGGGGAACAACGGUAUCUCGAGGAGCGUGAAGGUAUGGGAGUUGGGAGGGGAUGUCGGGGCUUGGGUCGAGUUCGAGACACUGCCCGAGACUGUGUGCCGGAAAUUCUUGUCCAUUUGCUAUCACAAUUACGAACACGUGUACUGUUUCUGGCAGCAGGGCUGCAUUUGUGUCUGCUGCUAUACAUGGCCCGAGAUACUGUGCUACAAGGUGUGUAGGAGGACUUGGCAUUGGCUGCCAAAGUGCCCCUCAUUGCCCGAAAAGUGGAGCUGUGGGUUUCGGUGCUUCUCGUUUGUGCCGGACCUCUAUGCUGCCGUGUAG
Messenger RNA from Striga hermonthica, 1050 nucleotides. The record is from the annotation of a GenBank genome assembly. Lineage: Eukaryota; Viridiplantae; Streptophyta; Magnoliopsida; Lamiales; Orobanchaceae.